AUGGUGCCAUGGCAUGUUUGCGGUGAUUUGAAUGGCGUAAUUAUACGACAUGAUGACUCCCAAGUUGCGCGUCGCAUGGUGGGCAAACCCGUGAUGGAUAUCCGACGGGAACGAGGUACGGUACUCGGAAUUCGCCUUGGAACAGGUGAGGGAACUAUAUGUGGGGCCCGUGGGCUCCGGUGGUCGGGACAGGCCAGGGGCAUGCAGCGCAUGCUGAUGAAUUUCCCGAUCUGGUCAUGGCAAGCCAUCGACCUUGGCAGAUGGACUUUCGGACAUUCGCAGUGUGCGGCCGCCAUUCAAGCGGCAGGGCUACAGAUUAAGCGAGACGUUGCAAGAUUCGCAAGGAAUUGCUCGAAAGGCGUCUUGUACGCGGCCCACGUGAUGGCUGGCGGAUUGCUGCUGGGCGGAACAAGUUGCGUGAUUGGCGCUAGUGCGUGGUCAUGGAGGUUUCCAUCGAGUAAUGUAGAACAGUCUGGUCUCUCAACAAGUGGGUGCUUUUUUGACACGAGACAGCCUGAAUCUCAGCCAGCAUCGGACCGGGGCCGCCAAAAUGUGUAA
This is a messenger RNA of Bipolaris victoriae FI3, 558 nucleotides long. RefSeq lists its product as hypothetical. The transcript has a single exon. The record is from RefSeq and is a predicted model, not a curated record. The coding region runs from base 1 to 558 and encodes 185 amino acids. NCBI's taxonomy places the organism in Eukaryota, Fungi, Ascomycota, Dothideomycetes, Pleosporales, Pleosporaceae.